Messenger RNA from Rotaria sp. Silwood2, 3060 nucleotides. The record is from the annotation of a GenBank genome assembly. Lineage: Eukaryota; Metazoa; Rotifera; Eurotatoria; Philodinida; Philodinidae.
AUGUCGUCUUUCAAUCAAAUUCAGACAGCUUGUGGUGCACUUGGUUAUUUCGAUGGUAAAACUUACUUAAAAGAUGAUGAUUGUGAAGAUGCAUUACGUAUUCUACUUCGUUGUCUUAGAUAUGAAAAUGAACGAAAAGAUGCACGGUUACAAAUGCUCGAAUCAAAAAUAAUAGAAAAUGAUCUUAUACCUAUUCUUAUUCAUUUGAAUAGUAAACAUGAUGCAAAAAUUAUUCAUCAUGCUCUCAAAUUACUCGUUAAUUUAACAAAACCUCCAUUGGUAUGUUUCGAUGGAAAAUUACCAAAAGAUGUAACAUUAACAAAUGUUUAUUUAAAAAUUGAAUCUCAUUUACAAAAAACAAAAACUGUUUCAAAUGAAAAACUCUUUGAUUUUCUUGUUGAUAAAGUUCAACCCGUACUUGAUAUAAAUUGGCUUGAUCGAUCAGAUGAAGAUGAUUUCAUUUUACAUGCAGUUUUUACACUUGUACGAAAUAUUCUUUCAAUAAAAUCUGAAAGACAAAUAUCAGAAGAAAGUGAUAUUAAUGCCCAUGAUCUUGUUCUAUGGUCAAUUCAUAAGAGUAAUAUGGAAAAUUUAAUAUUAUUUUGUGGUAAUAAGGCUCAAGGAGAUGAACGUAUUAUGAAUAUUCUUGAAAUUGUUGUUUUAAUGUUACGAGAACAAUCUGCACAAGUAUUGGCUUAUACAGGUGAACAACAAGCAAAAAAACAACGAGAAAAGAAUAAUGAUCGAUCAACGUUUGGCGGCGCUACAUAUAUUAUGUGUAAUGCAAAAGGUAUUGGAGAAAAUCAACUUAUUUGUCAUCGACCACUACAAAGUCUUAAUGCAAUGGAAUUUGAUCGAGAAAAACGUCGUUUUCGUCGACCAAAAAAUCGUGCACCUGUUAAAAAUGAUUUAGAUGAUUCUCAAUAUCAUCAUUCAGCAUUAGGCAUUCGAUUAUUUCUUCGAGAAUUUUGUUUAGCAUUCCUAGAUAAUUGUUAUAAUAUACUUAUGCCUCGUGCAAGGGAUAUGAUUAUUAAAUCUACAUGUUUACUUAGUGAUGAAACAAAUUUUUUUUGGGCAAUAAGAUUUUUUACAGAAUUUAAUCGACAUGCACAUACAUCAAUUGAUCGAAUAAGUGAAACAUUACAAAUGAAUACAUUUCAUUUACUUCAUACAAAAAAUGAUCAUUAUAGAGAAAUGAUUAAAAUUGAUAAACCUGAAGCAAAACUUUGGGCAAAACGAUUACAAAUAGGCUUUGGUGCUUUUAAAGAAUAUAUUCUUUGUGUUAAAUCAAUGUUAACAAAUCCUAAUGAAGUUAUUGUUCGUGCUGCAACGAUUAUCAAAAAUAAUAUUUUCUAUAUGCAAGAAUAUCGUGAACAAAUUUAUAUUUUACUUAAAGAUUAUGAUAAUACGAAAAUGAGCAGUGUUUAUCUUCAUGAUCUUAUUGAAAGUACUCAUGAAUUUCUUAAAAUGCUUGAAGAACAUACAUCAAAAAUAAAGCAUGUUUUUGUUCAACGUCGUCGUACAGCUCGCAAAUCAGCCACAAAGAAAAAUACAAAGAAAAAAAAGAAUGAAAAUGAUGAAACAAAUGAACCACCAAAUGAACAAUUAGAAGAAGAAUGGCAAAAUCAAAUAUCUGAACGAUUAUCAUGUUUAUUACAAGGUUUAGAAGAAGUUACUGUUAAUAAAUCAGAUGUGUGUCCAUUUGAUGCACUUUCUGAAGUUCCUAUUGAUGAUCAAAGUAUUACGGCUGUUGCUCGAAUUCAACAUGCAUUACGAACAAAUAAAUUAGAUGAAGCUAUUGCAUUAUUUCGUGCUUCUCGAGAAGUUUGGCCAACAGAAAAAACAUUUGGUCAUGAAGAUAUUGGAGCUGAAGAAGAAUUUAAUUUACUUCGAGAAAUUUAUAUGACAUCAAAAAUGGAUAAUUUAUUACCAAAAACUAGUGAUGAAGAUGAUGAAAAUAAUGAAGAAGAACACGAAGAAGGACAUGAUGAAGAUGAACAAGAACCAAUACAUACAAUUGAACGUGAAGAAGAAUUUGACUUUAAAAGAUUUAUAAUACGUUUCGCACAUUCAAGUAUACUUUCAUCAUAUAUUGAUGUUCUUCGUACAUAUACAAGCAAUACACCAUAUUUAAAUCACUGUAUAAUUCGUAUGUUUUAUCGUGUAUCAGUUGAUUGUAAUCAUCCUGGUAUACUUUUUCAAAUGUCAUUAUUUCGUAUGUUUCAAAAAUUUCAUCUUGAUCCAUUAGCAAAAUCACAACAAUUUUCUGAAUUAUUACAAUUUGGUACUUGGUUAUUACGUAAAUUUUUUAUAGCAACACAAAAGAAUCCAUAUAUAUAUGCUGAAUUACUUUUUUGGAAAGAUCGAAGUCUUGUUGAAGAUAUGCUUGAUGGAUAUCGUCAAACUACUCGUACGAAUGAAGGAGAAAAGAAAACGAAAGCAGCUUCAUGGUCAGUUGAACAUCAAAUUGAAUUACGAGAUUUGUUUAGAAAAAUUAAAGAAGAACAAGCAGAAAAUAUUGGACUUGAACAAACUGAUAUUGUUGAUCGAAUUAUGUCGGAAUUAACGGAUAAAACAAAGACACGCCGUCAAAUAAUAAAAGAAUUAAAAAAUCAAGAUUUAAUUAAAAAUAUUAAAGAACUUAAACUAAGAAAUCGUCGAUCAAAGAAAAAUGAUUUUCUUGAUAAUUCAAAACUUCUUGGUUCUGAUUCAGAUGUUCCAGAUACGGAUGAUGAUGAUGAUGACAAUAAUCGUUCUAUUGAAAAUAAAUCAAUUUCAUCUGAACAUGAACAAGAUAAAACAAAUGAUUCAAAUUCAACAUCUGAUAAUAUUAUAUCAACAGAAAUUUCUUCUAAAAACAUUGAAAAAGAAGUAGUAGUAGAAGAAGAAGAAGAAGAAUCAUUACCUAUUCUAACAAAACACAGUCGUAAAUAUGAAUCUUCAUCAAUGUUCAAUGAUAAUGAUAACGAUGAUGAUGAUGAUGAUGAUGAUAUAUCUUCAUCGCGACCAAUAAAAAAAGCACGUCGUCAGUUGGCGUCUUCAAGUGAAGACGAUGAUUAG